AUGGAUCUCCCUCCCGUUGUUCAGCGUGUGCUCUCGCCGGCAGCUUCUGAAGCCCUUCAGGCAUUCGGCGUGAUAUCUCUUGCUGACUUCGGCCAUCUUUCGGCUACGGACUUGCUGGAGAUCACCGCCGAUGAGGCGACCUUGCAGUGCAUCACCAGUGCCUGGCGUGUGGCCCUGGUGCAGUGCAAAGCAGCGGAGCAGAGGCCUCCUGCUGCGUGCGUUCCCAUGGCGCCUCUUCCAGCCGUGCCUAGUGUGGCUGCUCUCCUUACAACCAGACCCAAAGCGCGUCUGUUUCCCCCAGCUGCUAUUGCCCCGAGGCCAUUCCGACAUGUUAUUUCGCAGGCAAUUCCAGCAGCAGGGGCCAGUGGCAAGACGUCUGACCGCCGAGCCGAUUGCCUGGAUGCCAUGUUUCAGGUUGCGGUGCAAGUUGGUUCGAAUAACUGUGCCUUCGGCCGCGAGCUGGGUAUGCGUCAGGAUGAGGCCAAGCCGUUAUUCUUUCGAAAGUUUCAGGCGGUCUCUGACGAACGACUGGUGGCACUCCGCUCGGCCCUUCGUCGCUGGUAUAAGUGGCAUUCGCAACAUGCACCCCGAGAUCAGCCCUUCUGGCAGCCUUCUGCACUUACAUUGAGCAGCUACUUCCAGGCCGUCAGCCGAGGUGGGCCUACUGCAGCUAGUGCUGCCUUUGCUGCCCUUAAGUUCUGGAGAGACAAAGUGGGUCUUCCCUUCUGCCUCGAUGAUGCCUUGGUAAGCCACUGGGCGGCCCCAGCACAGGGUCACAAAGCCGUUGGUCGAGAUCCGAUCCCUUUAUGCAUCUUCCUGUGCCUCUGCAAGGCAGCCACGGCGGCCACCGGCUCUGUUCGCACCUUUAUGUGCCAUGCUUUGUUAACUUUGGUAGCUUGCUUACGUUUUCGCCACUUGCAGUGCAGCUUCCGGCUUCAUAUUGACUCGGGUUUCCUGCGUGGAACCUGCAAGAAAGGAAAGCGCCGGGUCCAGCAGACCAGGCCUCCCUUUGAUUGGGCCUGCCCGAGCCAGCUUCCUUUCGGUUUGGAUUUGGCACAGCAGAUCCUCCUGGACUACGGUGAACUUCAGACCGCCAUGGGGGAUUCGGCCGAUUUUGUUGUCACUGACUAUAACCUGCGCUCAGGUGAAGCCUUGACGGCCUCUACCAAGCGAUGCUUUCGGCCUAUGGGACUGCCGCGCUUCUGUGAGCUCCUGCGCUCGCUGCUUCUGACCCUGGGCAUACCGCCUGAUGCGGUGGGUUCCUUUACGAGUUACUCACUCCGGAGGUUCCUGCCCACAUGUGCCGACUCAUUACAGAUGCCUGAAGAAAGCAAGGUGGCCAUUGGUGACUGGCAGGAGAAGCCUCAGCUCGUUGCUGCGCCCAAACACCGUGCUGCACCAAACAGCAUGGCUGUCAGGUAUGCACAUGAUCGAGUGCUCGCUGCUGGUUUCGUCAAGCUUCAGGUUGUGGUCUGCGUAGAUGCAGUUUGCAGCAAGUGCGGCAUGGACAUCACCUGGAAUGAUCGGCGCAUGAACGCGCCCUCGGCAGACGAGACUGCAGAGCUGGUCCGAGCCGAGCGUUGGCAUGGAUAUGCUGCUAAGCCUCGCCCGGUGCCAGCUAAGGCAGACUCCUCCAGCUCCUCGGCGUCUUCUACCUCCGGUGACUCCGAUGACGAGGAAUCCGAGGCUGAGCUUGCUGCAUGGUUUCGACAGUCUUCUCGGGGAGCCCUUCAUCUUGUGCAGGGGAUGUCGGGCCCGAGAUUUAUUCCCUAUUGUCAAGACGUUCCCUUUGAGGGCCCUCAUGUGGAGCGAGGCUCGGGGCUUGAAGCUUCGGACAAUGUGUGCCGUAAGUGUCUCGCCCGCGCUCCUGACUAUGUUAAGCAGUUCCGCGGUGGUUAA
This is a messenger RNA of Symbiodinium sp. CCMP2456, 1899 nucleotides long. Lineage: Eukaryota; Dinophyceae; Suessiales; Symbiodiniaceae. The record is from the annotation of a GenBank genome assembly.